UUGUGAUGAUUUCGUCGAGUAUCCAGCAUAGUUUCCAAUUAAAGCCGAUUUAAAAAAUAUUAAUAAAUAUAAGAAUUUUCUGUGUACGCUCUCUAAGUAUAAACAAGCUUUUUAAGUAUAGAUAAAAAUGUAUUUAUCUUCCAUUAGUUCACGAUUGUUACUUUAUGACACAAUCAGUUGGGAUUUAAAAAAAAGUUACGGCUGUUAUGAUGGUGUUAUGAGAGAUAUAUCUUGGAGCGAUGAUAGUAAAUACAUGUUACAGGUCAACUCAAUAGGUCUAAUUGAAAUUUUAAGUCCAGCCGAUCAUGAUGUCAGAAGCUUACAGCAUAUUCCGAUUAAGGAGACUUGGUCCGCUAGCUUUCAUAGAGACGGACACCGUAAUAUUGCUGUCGGUACUAAGAGUGGUGUUGUUAAAAUUUGGGACACUAAAACUAAAUCUGUAACAAAAACAUUCCCCACACCAUCCCAGCCCUCUUGUGUACAGUUUUUAAGUUAUAAUGCUAAGAACACAAGCUUAGCUGCAACUAUGAUGAGCGGAGAUACAGUAAUAUAUGGCCUUGUAUCAAAUAUACCAGUACUAACUGUUAAACUCACAUGUUCCAAUAGUAUUUCUGCAAUGAAAUUUCAUCAUGAAUCAAGGUCCUUACUAGCUCUAGCCACAGAUGAAGGUCACGUUAUUCUGAGAGAUAUAACAACAAAUAAAGAUAAAGCUUUCUUUGAAAAUAUUCACGCAUCACCUGUCAGCGAUAUCUCUUUUUCACUAAUUAAUAAGGAUGUGAUGCUAUCAAGCGGAUAUGAUAAAAUAAUACAAGUUUAUGACAUAAGAUUGCAAAAUGUCGUUUCAACAGUAAGGACAUCAUAUACACUAUCGUCCCUUGCAAUAAAUGCUGAAAAUCAAGUGGCCCUCGGAACUAAAAAUGGCCAUGUUUUAAUAUAUGAUUUGCGUGAUUUAACCAGCCCUUUUAAAUUACUAAAGGGCCAUGAGGAAGAAAUCACUAAAGUAGCUUUUCAGCCGACCAGAAGAAAAAUGGUCUCAGCAGAUUUAAGUCUAAGAGAGGAAGUAGAAAUAAAUUCACCCCUUAAAGUACAAUCACCAGUGAAAACACGAACAUCUGAUAUGUUUUUUGUUAACGACACUCCUCCAAAGCACAAUCUAGACGUAUCGACAAUGGGUACCGAUAACAAAGCCGAUUCCUUCCUUGUUAUGUUGGGCCUCGACAAAUCUAAUUUCGAUAUAGACGAUGAACAAAACAAAUCGUCAGAAUAUGAAAGAAAGAGCGACAAACACGAGAUAAGGUAUCGACAAUUGGACGCAGAAAAGAAUAUAAGUAAAGUGUCGACACCAUUAAAUAGUAGAACUGUUGAAAAUUUUGGUUUUCCCUCACCACUCUGUAUACCAAAUGGCUUUUCUGAUGAUAAAAGAGCGUCAAACAGUAACUUGUCAAAUAUUAAACUUCUCAAUAACAACUUACAAAGUACAUCAAGUAAUAUAGACACCAAAAGUAUAACGGAACUUAAAGAUUUUAUAAAACUAACUCUCUCAGACGUUGCUGACGAUAAUAGGAAUUACUUUCUUCACAUUAUGAUGGCUUUAACUAAACAAAAAUUAUAUCUAGAAAAACAGUUAGCUAAUAUGAAUCAGCUGGUACAAAAUUUAGUACAAAACCAGAACGAUCUUGUCGAAGCAAACAGAAAAUUGUCUCUGCAAAUAGAUCAACUUAAAUUGCAUAAUAAUUUUUAAAAAUAUUUUUGAAUCUCAUGAUAUAAAACUACUAUGAAUUAUGCAGCAAUUAAUAUUCAAAUAAGCUUUAAAAUGAUAUUGCCUGUAAUUAAAUUAAUAAGUAAAUAAUCAUUUUUAUUAUAAUGUGUAUAUUUUUAUUACAUACAAGUUAUCAAAUUGUUGAUCAAAUCUGUUACCAACAUGAUUGUUGUGCCAUUAAAUAGAAUCGUAGUUGAAGUUCUAUUUAGACAAUAUUUUGUAUAUAUAAUAAUGGAGUAAAAACAGCUUCAGUGUUUUUAAAAAGCCUUGAGUGACAACAGCAUAGCUGACGUCACUCAAGGUUUUUUGGUUGUUGCUCAUCAUACAAAUAAAACUCAUGAUAGUUUGCAAAGCUUCGUUUAUUAAACUGACAGCAUAACGUCGUCUUCACAGACAUCGGCGCUGUCGUGUUGCUGAAGCCCAAAUGAAUCUAGCACUUUGUUUUUUUUUUCGAAUUGAUGAGCUGUUGGCCCCAUCUGGCUUUACAGCGUCACCGGUUAGAGGGGCCGGGUAUUAUAGACAACGGCCGCGAAGGAAGAAUGGAAGUCCUCUAGGAGGGCUCGGGGAAGACGCUCGUCCUAAGGGUUUCUCCUAAAGACAUCGCACCUCGGCUUAGAACGUCAUUGGAGUGAAGGAGGCGCUGAGAGGGCUUAUGGAGGAUCAGCUAGGAGCCUAGGCGCGUACGAGCCGUCAGAACGCGGAGACCUCGCCCUCGCCGGCGGGGGCGGUGUGUGUGUCGUGUGUGUGAUAGUUUACAUGGCGCUUAACACCGUGAUCCUAUCGUCUAAUCCUAUAAUCUAGCACAAUGAGUACAGCCGUAUUUAUACUCUUCAUUGCACCUACAUGUGCAUGUUAAGUAUUUCAAUAAAUCAAACAUAAAUUUCGAUUUACUAUUUUAAAUAAAAGUUAUAACUUUAACAUUGUAAUAGUCAAUCAACAGCUAAUGAACUAAUUUUAAAACAAUGAUAAUUAUUAUUACACCGAGUCAGCUCAAUUGAUAAACUAUUGUUAUUGUGUCGACAUAUACGUAAACCACUGUUGCAAAUAUAUUUAAUUUUUGUAGUUAUUCGAUGCCUGUAAUAAAAAAUAAAUAGUACAGA
Messenger RNA from Melitaea cinxia (Glanville fritillary), 2859 nucleotides. RefSeq lists its product as uncharacterized. Bases 128 to 1741 code for a protein of 537 amino acids. Gene Ontology annotation, molecular function: gamma-tubulin binding. The transcript is spliced from 2 exons. NCBI's taxonomy places the organism in Eukaryota, Metazoa, Arthropoda, Insecta, Lepidoptera, Nymphalidae. Gene Ontology annotation, cellular component: spindle pole; ciliary basal body; centriole. Gene Ontology annotation, biological process: microtubule nucleation; mitotic cell cycle. The record is from RefSeq and is a predicted model, not a curated record.